AUGAAAUACGGAGGCCGAGGGAGAUUUGGGGCGAUUAUUUUGCAUUUGAGGCCAUACAUUUCACCCACAGAGAGCCCAACGCCUAAUCCAGAGAAGGCAGUUAGGAGUAUGGCGUGCUCCGCAGCUUCGUCUGUACCUAUGCCGCUGCAAUUGAUACCUGAUUCAACUGUACGGAAGCCGGAUUGGGCAGUGAGAGUGUUACCAUGCUGCAUGGCGUGUCAGCAUUGCGAGAGGCAUAGCAAAUCUAUUUGUGAACGUACUUCGCCGGUUACUUCGAAUGGCAGUCGCGUGCUGAGCGGUCGAGGUAGUCUGGGGCGUUCGGCAGGUCGAAUUGAUAGUCUUUUGUUUCACUUACACGGACGGCGAGCAGUCGAUGUUCUACCAUCGUGGGAUUGGCCCAAGGUAGGCGAUCAAUGUUGUAAGAUUAACUCUCGCCUUAGUGGGUAUAGGCGCUGUAUCGCUUUAAGGGCAGGAGUGACUGGGAACGCGCGUUGUAGGGAGAAUAUUGCUUAA
Messenger RNA from Melampsora larici-populina 98AG31, 513 nucleotides. RefSeq lists its product as uncharacterized. NCBI's taxonomy places the organism in Eukaryota, Fungi, Basidiomycota, Pucciniomycetes, Pucciniales, Melampsoraceae. The transcript is spliced from 3 exons. The record is from RefSeq and is a predicted model, not a curated record. Bases 1 to 513 code for a protein of 170 amino acids.